Messenger RNA from Umbelopsis ramanniana AG, 1407 nucleotides. RefSeq lists its product as uncharacterized. Gene Ontology annotation, cellular component: Golgi apparatus. The transcript has 2 exons. Gene Ontology annotation, molecular function: glycosyltransferase activity. Bases 95 to 1216 code for a protein of 373 amino acids. The record is from RefSeq and is a predicted model, not a curated record. Lineage: Eukaryota; Fungi; Mucoromycota; Umbelopsidomycetes; Umbelopsidales; Umbelopsidaceae.
CGCUUAUACCCUUUGUUUCCUCCACUCCUUCGUCUGUUUGCCCUGAGCAAUCCAGCUUUCCCCCUUCAUCUUCGCCUUUUUCCUUUGAAGCAUCAUGACUUUCGACCGCCCACAUAGAAGAUGGCACAUAUCGUUGUUGCUAUUUCUCCUUGGUUUCAUCGGCGUUAUUGCGUUCCUCAACUACCGGUCAUCACUUUUGGAGGGUACAUACAUCACUCAUGUCAGUAACAAAGACCUCACAGACACCGUCUCAGAUAUCGACCACCAUCCUGUACCCAUUCAAGAAGCUCCUAUUGUGCAAGACUGUCCUCACGUCACCAAUGAAGACACAGAUAAAUUAGAAAAAGAACUUGACAGUGCCGCCAGUUAUUUCAAGGAUGAGAUGUACGGUAAAUUGGUUUACAAAGAGCGUGUUUACGACCCACCUGCUCAAGAAGUUAUCGAUGCUAUCGAACGCAACUUCAUCGAAGUAGCUGAACGAACUCUGUUGAUUGCUGUAGUCAACCACGGAAUGCUCGAAUACACUCUCAACUGGAUAGAAUCUCUCAAACGCACGGAAAUUACCAAUUUCCUUGUGUUUGCUAUUGAUCAAGAGCUCGUGGAUGCCUUGACCAACAUAGGACUGGGUAGCAACGUUGUUCUUAUUCCUGAAGAAUGGCGACAUGUCCAGCUUUCUGGUGACUUUGCUGCUUGGAAAACAAACAGCUACACUCCUAUCACCCAUGCCAAAUCCCUUAUUGUUGAGCGAUUGCUGUACCUUGAUGUCACUGUCUGGUUUUCGGAUGUGGAUAUCGUCUUUGUCAACCCCAACAUCUACACUCAUCUUAUGUGGAAUUUGAAGAGCCGCAAAAACUUGCAUAUGGUUUUCAGCCAAGAAACGCAAUACACCUCCAUCAACAGUGGCUUUUACUUGAUGCGUCCGACAGAUGUCAGCAAACGGGUUAUGGGGCGUACCAUCGAUAUUCAGGAUCGUAUUCCCGCUUUGACGCAACAACGUGUUAUGAAUCGAGUCCUAGCCGGCAUGGACCAGCAGUACAAAACGUCGCCCAUGCUUCUUCUUGACUUGAUGCUCUUUCCUAACGGCCACUUCUAUUUUGGUUCCAAAUUACCCAUUUCCCUUGGGUUUGAGCCAAUGAUGGUUCACGCUAACUACAGAGUUGGCGAUGCCAAGAAAGCUGCAUUGCAAGACGUCGGCCUCUGGUAUCUUGAUAACUAGGUCUAUCCGGUUUGCUACGAUGUACUGGACCCGCAAAUAAUGAAUUGCGUACAGGCCAACCCCGACCCCAUUCGAUUCCUUCUGUAUAAUAAGCCUUAACUUCCUGCCUCUUCUACAAUGGGCACAUAAUAUAAAUCGCAGUAUACACCAUCGCGGUAAUACAACGUGAGCUGUAUCGUUUAAUGUCAUAA